GGCUCUGGACCGCCAAGGUAGCCGCACCUGAGUGCUCUCUAGAGGGCUGAGGAUUCUCGCGCCCCUCACCAUCUCUCCACUCCGGCGGGUGCCCCCAGGUGGCCCAGAGGAUCCGCGGGUGGAGGAGGAGGCGGUGGCACAAACGCUUGGGUCCAGGACCAUGGCCACAGUGACCAUGUCGGUGCCCGGGCGGAAGGCGCCCCCCCGGCCAGGCCCAGUGCCAGAGGCCGCCCAGCCAUUUCUGUUCACGCCUCGUGGGCCUGGAGCAGGUGGCGGGCCCGGAGGCUCCGGCAGCUCCCCGCAGGUGGAGUGGACUGCCCGGCGCCUCGUGUGGGUGCCCUCGGAGGUCCAUGGGUUCGAAGCUGCGGCGCUGCGGGACGAGAGUGAGGAAGAGGCUGAGGUGGAGCUGGCAGAGAGCGGGAAGCGACUGCGGCUACCGCGGGACCAGAUCCAACGCAUGAACCCGCCCAAGUUCAGCAAGGCCGAAGAUAUGGCCGAGCUCACCUGCCUCAACGAGGCCUCGGUCCUCCACAACCUCCGUGAGCGCUACUACUCCGGCCUCAUCUACACGUACUCCGGCCUUUUCUGUGUGGUCAUCAACCCCUACAAGCAGCUUCCCAUCUACACGGAGGCCAUUGUGGAGAUGUACCGAGGCAAGAAGCGCCAUGAGGUGCCACCGCACGUGUAUGCUGUGACAGAGGGGGCCUACCGAAGCAUGCUCCAGGAUCGUGAAGAUCAGUCCAUUCUCUGCACCGGAGAGUCUGGAGCUGGGAAGACGGAAAACACCAAGAAGGUCAUCCAGUACCUCGCCCACGUGGCAUCAUCGCCGAAGGGCAGGAAGGAGCCGGGUGUCCCUGCCUCCGCCAGCACCGUGUCUUAUGGGGAGCUGGAGCGGCAGCUCCUGCAGGCCAACCCCAUCCUGGAGGCCUUCGGUAACGCCAAGACAGUAAAGAAUGACAACUCCUCCCGAUUUGGCAAAUUCAUCCGUAUCAACUUCGACAUUGCGGGCUAUAUCGUGGGCGCCAACAUCGAGACCUACCUGCUGGAGAAGUCACGUGCCAUCCGCCAGGCCAAGGAUGAGUGCAGCUUCCACAUCUUCUACCAGCUGCUCGGAGGCGCCGGAGAGCAGCUAAAAGCCGACCUCCUCCUGGAGCCUUGCUCCCAUUACCGCUUCCUGACCAACGGGCCGUCGUCCUCCCCGGGCCAGGAGCGGGAGCUCUUCCAGGAGACGCUGGAGUCCCUGCGGGUCCUGGGAUUCACCCACGAGGAGAUCACCUCCAUGCUGCGGACGGUCUCGGCGGUGCUCCAGUUCGGCAACGUUGUCCUGAAGAGGGAGCGGAACACCGAUCAAGCCACCAUGCCCGACAACACAGCUGCACAGAAGCUCUGCCGCCUCCUGGGGCUGGGGGUGACCGAUUUCUCCCGAGCCCUGCUGACCCCCCGCAUCAAAGUUGGCCGGGACUACGUGCAGAAGGCCCAGACCAAGGAGCAGGCGGACUUUGCGCUGGAGGCCCUGGCCAAGGCCACCUACGAGCGCCUCUUCCGCUGGCUGGUGCUGCGCCUCAACCGAGCUCUGGACCGCAGCCCCCGCCAGGGCGCCUCCUUCCUGGGCAUCCUGGACAUCGCAGGCUUCGAGAUCUUCCAGCUGAACUCCUUCGAGCAGCUGUGCAUCAACUACACCAACGAGAAGCUGCAGCAGCUCUUCAACCACACCAUGUUCGUGCUGGAGCAGGAGGAGUACCAGCGCGAGGGCAUCCCCUGGACCUUCCUGGACUUCGGCCUCGACCUGCAGCCCUGCAUCGACCUCAUCGAGCGCCCGGCCAACCCCCCUGGACUGCUGGCCCUGCUAGACGAGGAGUGCUGGUUCCCGAAGGCCACGGACAAGUCCUUUGUGGAGAAGGUGGCCCAGGAGCAGGGCAGCCACCCCAAGUUCCAGCGGCCGAGGCACCUGCGGGAUCAGGCCGACUUCAGUGUCCUGCACUAUGCGGGCAAGGUUGACUACAAGGCCAAUGAGUGGCUGAUGAAAAACAUGGAUCCUCUGAAUGACAACGUUGCGGCCCUGCUUCACCAGAGCACAGAUCGGCUAACAGCAGAGAUUUGGAAAGAUGUGGAGGGCAUCGUGGGGCUGGAACAGGUGAGCAGCCUUGGGGACGGCCCACCGGGUGGCCGCCCCCGUCGGGGCAUGUUCCGGACGGUGGGGCAGCUCUACAAGGAGUCCCUGAGCCGUCUCAUGGCCACGCUCAGCAACACCAACCCCAGCUUCGUCCGCUGCAUCGUCCCCAACCACGAGAAAAGGGCCGGGAAGCUGGAGCCGAAGCUGGUGCUGGACCAGUUGCGUUGUAAUGGCGUCCUGGAGGGCAUCCGCAUCUGCCGCCAGGGCUUCCCCAACCGCAUCCUCUUCCAGGAGUUCCGGCAGCGGUACGAGAUCCUGACGCCCAAUGCCAUCCCCAAGGGCUUCAUGGACGGGAAGCAGGCCUGUGAGAAGAUGAUCCAGGCCCUGGAACUGGACCCCAACCUCUACCGUGUGGGACAGAGCAAGAUCUUCUUCCGAGCAGGAGUCCUGGCCCAGCUGGAAGAAGAGCGGGACCUGAAGGUCACGGACAUCAUUGUGUCCUUCCAAGCAGCUGCCCGGGGAUACCUGGCUCGCAAGGCCUUCCAGAAGCGGCAGCAGCAGCAGAGUGCCCUGCGGGUGAUGCAGCGGAACUGCGCGGCCUACCUCAAGCUGAGACACUGGCAGUGGUGGCGGCUCUUCACUAAGGUGAAGCCUCUGCUGCAGGUGACACGUCAGGAUGAAGUGCUGCAGGCACGGGCGGAGGAGCUGCAGAAAGUGCAGGAGCUACAGCAGCAGAGUGCCAGGGAAGUGGGCGAGCUCCAGAAACGCAUGGCACAGCUGGAGGAGGAGCGCACUCACCUGGCGGAGCAGUUGCGAGCAGAGGCAGAGCUAUGUGCUGAGGCAGAGGAGACACGGGGGCGGCUAGCAGCCCGCAAGCAAGAGCUGGAGCUGGUGGUGUCGGAGCUGGAGGCUCGCGUGGGCGAGGAAGAGGAGUGCAGCCGCCAGCUGCAAAGCGAGAAGAAGAGGCUGCAGCAGCACAUACAGGAGCUCGAGACCCACCUCGAGGCCGAGGAGGGGGCCCGUCAGAAGCUGCAGCUGGAGAAGGUGACGAUGGAAGCAAAGCUGAAGAAGUUCGAGGAAGACCUGCUGCUUGUGGAGGACCAGAACGCCAAGCUGAGCAAGGAGCGGAGGCUGCUGGAAGAACGCCUGGCCGAGUUCUCAUCUCAGGCUGCGGAGGAGGAGGAGAAGAUCAAGAGCCUCAAUAAGCUGCGGCUGAAAUACGAGGCCACGAUCGCAGACAUGGAGGACCGCCUGCGCAAGGAGGAGAAGGGCCGCCAGGAGCUGGAGAAGCUGAAGCGGCGGCUGGACGGGGAGAGCUCGGAGCUGCAGGAGCAGAUGGUGGAGCAGCAGCAGCGUGCCGAGGAGCUGCGGGCCCAGCUGGGCCGCAAAGAGGAGGAGCUGCAGGCGGCUCUGCCCAGGGUGGAAGAUGAGGGCGGGGCCCGAGCCCAGCUGCUCAAAUCCCUGCGUGAGGCACAAGCAGGCCUGGCCGAGGCCCAGGAGGACCUGGAGGCCGAGCGCGUAGCCAGGGCCAAGGCGGAGAAGCAGCGCCGGGACCUGGGCGAGGAGCUGGAGGCACUGCGGGGCGAGCUGGAGGACACGCUGGACUCCACCAACGCACAGCAGGAGCUCCGGUCCAAGAGGGAACAGGAGGUGACGGAGCUGAAGAAGGCUCUAGAGGAGGAGACGCGUGUUCACGAGGUGGCGGUGCAGGAGCUGAGGCAGCGCCAUGGCCAGGCGCUGGGGGAGCUGGCGGAGCAGCUGGAGCAGGCGCGGAGGGGCAAAAGUGCCUGGGAGAAGACCCGGCUGGCCCUGGAGGCCGAGGUGUCAGAGCUGCGGGCAGAGCUGAGCAACCUGCAGACUUCCCGCCAGGAGGGAGAGCAGCGGAGGCGCCGGCUGGAGUCCCAGCUGCAGGAGGUGCAGGGCCGCGCUGGUGAUGGGGAGCGGGCACGAGCGGAGGCCACCGAGAAGCUGCAGCGAGCCCAGGCUGAACUCGAGACUGUAUCUGGGGCGCUGAGCGAAGCCGAGUCCAAAACCAUCAGGCUGAGCAAGGAGCUGAGCAGCAUGGAAGCCCAGCUGCACGACACCCAGGAGCUGCUGCAGGAGGAGACCAGGGCUAAGCUGGCCUUGGGGUCCCGGGUGCGAGCCUUGGAGGCUGAGGCGGGGGGUCUGCGAGAACAGCUGGAGGAGGAGGCGGCUGCCAGGGAGCGGGCGGGCCGCGAGCUGCAGAGCGCCCAGGCCCAGCUCUCAGAGUGGCGGCGGCGCCAGGAGGAGGAGGCAGGGGCCCUGGAGGCAGGGGAGGAGGCCCGGCGCCGGGCAGCCCGUGAAGCUGAGACCCUGACUCAACGCCUGGCAGAAAAGACCGAGGCAGUGGACCGGCUGGGGCGGGGCCGCCGCAGGCUGCAGCAGGAGCUGGAUGAUGUCACCGUGGACCUGGAGCAGCAGCGGCAGCUCGUGAGCACACUGGAGAAAAAGCAGCGCAAGUUCGACCAGCUCCUGGCAGAGGAAAAGGCAGCUGUCCUGCGGGCAGUGGAGGAACGUGAGCGGGUCGAGGCAGAGGGCCGGGAGCGUGAAGCUCGGGCCCUGUCCCUGACACGAGCGCUGGAGGAGGAGCAGGAGGCACGUGAGGAGCUGGAGCGACAGAACCGGGCGCUGCGGGCUGAGCUGGAGGCACUGCUGAGCAGCAAGGACGACGUCGGCAAGAGCGUACACGAGCUGGAGCGAGCCCGCCGGGUGGCAGAACAGGCAGCCAACGACCUUCGGACACAGGUGACAGAACUGGAGGACGAGCUGACAGCAGCUGAGGACGCCAAGCUGCGCCUGGAGGUGACUGUGCAGGCUCUCAAGGCGCAGCACGAGCGUGACCUGCAGGGCCGUGAUGAGGCUGGCGAAGAGAGGCGGAGGCAGCUGGCCAAGCAGCUGCGGGAUGCAGAGGUGGAGCGGGAUGAGGAAAGGAAGCAGCGGGCUGUGGCCGUGGCCGCCCGCAAGAAGCUGGAGGCAGAGCUGGAGGAGCUGAAGGCUCAGACGGAGGCCGCCGGGCAGGGACGAGAGGAGGCCGUGAAGCAGCUUCGUAAGAUGCAGGUCCAGAUGAAGGAGCUAUGGAGGGAGGUGGAGGAGUCACGCAACUCCCGGGAGGAGAUCUUUGCCCAGAAUCGGGAGAGUGAGAAGCGCCUCAAGGGGCUGGAGGCAGAGGUGCUGCGGCUGCAAGAGGAACUGGCCGCCUCGGACCGCGCCCGGCGGCAGGCCCAGCAGGACCGGGAUGAGAUGGCAGACGAGGUGGCCAACGGCAACCUCAGCAAGGCUGCCAUUCUGGAGGAGAAGCGUCAGCUGGAGGGACGUCUGGGGCAGCUGGAGGAGGAGCUGGAGGAGGAGCAGAGCAACGCAGAGCUGCUCAACGACCGCUACCGCAAGUUGCUCCUGCAGGUGGAGUCCUUGACCACAGAGUUGUCCGCUGAGCGCAGUUUCUCAGCCAAGGCGGAGAGUGGGCGGCAGCAGCUCGAGCGGCAGAUCCAAGAGCUCCGGGGCCGCCUGGGUGAGGAGGAUGCUGGGGCCCGGGCCCGCCAGAAGAUGGUCAUCGCCGCCCUGGAAUCCAAGCUGGCCCAGGCGGAGGAGCAGCUGGAGCAAGAAAGCAGAGAGCGCAUCCUCUCUGGCAAGCUGGUGCGCAGAGCUGAGAAGCGGCUUAAAGAGGUGGUGCUCCAGGUUGAGGAGGAGCGGAGGGUGGCGGACCAACUCCGGGACCAGCUGGAGAAGGGGAACCUUCGAUUGAAGCAGCUGAAGCGGCAGCUGGAGGAGGCCGAGGAGGAGGCCCAGAGAGCUAACGCCUCGCGCAGGAAGCUGCAGCGUGAACUGGAAGAUGCCACUGAAACCGCCGACGCCAUGAACCGUGAGGUCAGCUCCCUCAAGAACAAGCUCAGGCGCGGCCCGCUCACCUUCACCACCCCCACCGUGCGGCAGGUCUUCCGCCUGGAGGAGGGCGUGGCAUCCGACGAGGAGGCGGAGGAGGCGGAGCCCGGGUCUGGGCCACCGCCCACGGAGCCCGAGGGGCCCCAGCCAGCCCAGCCCCAGUGACCCCACCAGCCCGGAUGCACUAACAAGCGGGGUCUCGGGGGCACCUGUCCCAGGAACUCGCCCUCUGGCUCCUUGCACUUUGGAAAUGGUGCCGCCGUCUGGCGCUUCGGCAUUGAUCAACUCCACCCCGGACCCCUGAAACCCACCAGCGGAAGACCCUGAAACCCAGGAGCUGGGUGGGGCGGGUGGGGAGGCCUGGCCGAGCUCACUGGUGAAUUUGGAAUCAGCGGAAAAGCUGUGGCCGCGCCCGCUCCUGCUCCCCCCGGCCUUCCGCGGUUUGAGUGACCUUAUGUAUGUAUUACAAAGGACGCGAGUGGGGGCGCCCCUGCCCCGUGCGGUCCGUGUGCCCUUUCCCCCGGGGCGCCUCUCUACUCGCCCGCUCCUAUGGCGCUGGUCCUCCGCA
Molecule: messenger RNA, 6581 nt
Organism: Tupaia belangeri chinensis (Chinese tree shrew)
Lineage: Eukaryota; Metazoa; Chordata; Mammalia; Scandentia; Tupaiidae
Gene: MYH14
Product: myosin heavy chain 14
Exons: 42
Coding region: 161-6178 (2005 amino acids)
Biological process (GO): mitotic cytokinesis; regulation of cell shape; actomyosin structure organization
Cellular component (GO): myosin filament; cytoplasm; myosin II complex
Molecular function (GO): microfilament motor activity; ATP binding; actin filament binding
Source: RefSeq, a predicted model, not a curated record